AUGCCCUUCCGCAAGCGCGCGCGGCCCGUGCACGCGCUUGUGAACCAGUACAACCUCGAAGGCGUCGACAUUGAUUGGGAAUUUCCCGACAGCGACAGCGACUUCCACAACUACCGCGUCCUCGCGCAGCAAGUGCGCCAGGCGCUCGGCGCCGACAAAGUUGUGUCGGCCGCGAUCCCCGGCAGGCUCUCGCUCGACCAGAUGACGCCAAUCAUCAAGGAGAGCCUCGAUUUUGUCAACCUCAUGCUCUACGACAACGUGUACAGCAACGAUGGCCGCCCGAACGCUGCGUUGAUGGGCGACGACAGCAGCGUCCAGUCAGCGGUGGCCAACUGGCUCGAUGCCGGUGUCCCUGCCAAUAAGCUCGUUGUUGGCGUGCCGUUUUACGGCUACGAAGGCAAGACGGCCAUGACUUACCGCGAAAUCAAGCUGCUCGAGAGCUCGUGGGCCUCCUCCAUGAACGAGGCGUCGUUCACGCCGCAGCUCGUCAAGGGCGCCCGCAAGAUCACGUACGACAACCCGACGUCCAUCGCGGCCAAAGCCAAGUUCUCCGCGUGCAUGAACCUCCGCGGUGUCUUUGCUUGGGACGUGACGCAAGACGACGCGGCGAGCAGCCUCCUCCAGGCCAUGGGCGAAACGUACCCGGGUGGGAUUGGCAACGCAGACACGUGCCUCGAGGAAGCCACGUUCACUUGA
Molecule: messenger RNA, 696 nt
Organism: Saprolegnia parasitica CBS 223.65
Lineage: Eukaryota; Oomycota; Saprolegniomycetes; Saprolegniales; Saprolegniaceae
Exons: 2
Coding region: 1-696 (231 amino acids)
Biological process (GO): chitin catabolic process; carbohydrate metabolic process
Cellular component (GO): extracellular region
Molecular function (GO): chitin binding; chitinase activity
Source: RefSeq, a predicted model, not a curated record